AUGCAAAAACGUGAUGUAAUCGCAUUUUUGGAUCAAUAUGCAGUGAAUAUUAAAUGGAAAAAGAACAACAGGAUCAUGGAUGUAGGAUGCGGCGAUGGCGGCAACACGAGCAUUUUAACGAAUUAUGUUCCCACUGACUUCAAGUUAGUUGGGUGUGAUAUAAGCACUAAUAUGGUGAAGUUUGCAAACGACAAUUAUUCCAAUGAGCGAACUUCUUUCGCCGUGCUAGAUAUUGCAGGCUGUCUUCCAGAUUCAAUGAAGGGCAAAUUUGACCAGGUGUUCUCAUUCUACGCACUUCACUGGGUUUUAGAUCAAAGACGAGCUUUCGAGAAUAUUUACAAUCUGCUGGACCAAGACGGCAAGUGCUUUAUGAUGAUUCUGUGUAACAAUCCAGUUUUUGAUGUCUACCGUAUUCUUUCACGUACUAGCAAAUGGUGUACUUGGGUUUACGAUGUACAGAAUUACAUUUCACCUUAUCAUGACUCUGAGAAACCUGAGAGAGAAAUAACAACGCUGAUGGAAAGUAUUGGAUACACUGAUAUUAACGUGCAGUGUAAAGACUCGAACUUUUCGUAUCCUGAUAUUGAUAUUGCGAGAAAGCACUUUGCAGCCCUCAAUCCAUUCAAGAUUCCAAAGGACAAAAACAAUGACUUCAUGGACGACUACAUUGAAGUGCUGAAAGAACUUGAAAAUAGACAUAAACUGAAUACUAAAAACUUUCUAAACGGUAUUACACUGUACUAUAAACUACUUUUUGUAUUUGGUCGCAAACCGUCCUCGUCGGAGCACUGUUCAAAGUAUUAA
Molecule: messenger RNA, 804 nt
Organism: Arctia plantaginis
Lineage: Eukaryota; Metazoa; Arthropoda; Insecta; Lepidoptera; Erebidae
Source: the annotation of a GenBank genome assembly